AUGCAAGAUAGUUGAAAACGUUUAUUUCACCUCUGUUAGGAAAACACGUAGACAGGAGGAAGUUGGCAAACUUCCAGAAAGGCCGCUCAAUCAAAAUGGACUUUAAAAUUAUAGUUUUGGUGGUGCUGAUAUCUGUGGUUUAUGUCUCCGAAGCGAAACCAUAUGAAGAAUUCCUCAACAAGGUCUUAAGAAGUAAUCCACUGCCUUGUUCUCGGUCCUGUUGUGAAAAGUGUUGCACAAACGUUUGCAGAAGAGACUGUAUAUUUUCGUGUUGUGCAGCCCGUCCACUCGGCCCAUACCCACCUCCCCCUGCACCGCCUCCCCCAUACCCAGCCCCAACACCACAGCUCAUCCCCGGACCGCCAGGAUUCGCAGGAAUUUGUGGAUUGCCAGGACCUCAUGGACCUAGAGGAUGCCCCGGCUGCGUUGGACCACCAGGACCACCCGGACCUCCGGGACCCCCGGGACGCUAAGUACCUGAUAGAGAAGUUGUAAACUCUACCAAGAACAACUGAAGUGAUUGAAUAGCGUUGGGAAUCACAGUCUCGAUCUUUUCGAGAAAACAAACUCGUUUCGUCGUUCCUUUCUGGGUUAUAACGCUACUUCAUUUCCACAAUUUAAAUUAACAUCACGCCGCAUCAGUUUUUUGCAUUCUAUUAGUUCCUUCUGGUGUUGUGGCGAACACCUGGUUGUCUGCUUUAGAGAAGGCGCUCCUUGUCAAGAAUCACUUUUUAUUAAUCUUUUUCCUGAUUUUUUGAAGCAAUAUCGCUGACAUCGUUCUUAUAUA
This is a messenger RNA of Pocillopora verrucosa, 787 nucleotides long. RefSeq names its product complement C1q-like protein 4. Lineage: Eukaryota; Metazoa; Cnidaria; Anthozoa; Scleractinia; Pocilloporidae. The record is from RefSeq and is a predicted model, not a curated record.